AAUAAAAUACUCUCCCGUCCCCCCACAUACCUCCUCACCCUUCCUCUCACAAACGCUCAACUGCAGAAGAGAGAGAAACCACCGAGAGCGUACUAAUGAGUCCUUGGACUCUACACCGCAGCUCUGUCUGAAGUGAAAGCAGAAGCAACGAGGCACAGGACAAGACGUGUCGGGAGGUGGAAGACGAAGAGGCGAGAAGCUGUACCUGACUGUACCAUCGCCAUUCUUGGUUUUGGUUGCUGUUGUGAGAUGUUGGAUUAGAUGAGAGGAAUGCCCUUUGCUGGUAGCGCACGAGAGGGCCACGCGGGGACAUUGCUGCUGCUGCAACAACAACAGGGGCUCGCCGCCGGCAAGGUCUUCGGCGCCGGCGGUCUCUGGGAGCCCACCUCGGUGCUCGACCACCGCCCCAGCCCCAGCCCCAGCCCGCCGACCUCGGCUUCCACGCUGUCGUCGCCCCUGGGCGCCGCGACCGCCGGCGUGGCGGCCCUCGCCGGUUCUAACGCCAAGAACAUCUCCCCACCGCCGGUGGCGGCGGCAUGGCCGGGUGGAGCGGCUGCGGAGGAAGCCGCGGCGGGGGGGAAGGAGGAGUGGCAGCUCACGCCGCUUGAAAUGGGCCUUGGCGGCGGCGAGGGGUGGGACACCGCCAGCUCUGUUCUGUCCGACAACGCGGCGCCGCCGGGUCUCGCACCCGACCACACCUUCCUCAGGUGGUUCAUUGGCGGUGAGGAGGCGUCUGCGGCCAUGGGGGGCGUCAUGGACCCGCCGGUCCUUGAGCUCGACCACGCCCCGUCCAUGAUGUCGCCGGCUUUUGGGCCCAACCUAUCGUUCGCGCCGGCCAUGGAGGACACAAAGGCGGCGCCUUUUGGCCACGCGCCGAACUUCCUGCUCCACCAUCAUCAGCACCACCCCCAGCCACACGCGGCGUUCUUCGGCUCGCACCCGUCCUUCGACGCGGCGACGCCACCGUCGAAGCGGCACCACCCGAUGGCCGGCGCGCCGGCGCCAAAGCUGUCUCCUUUCCCUGGCCCCGUCGCCCCGGCGGGCGGGCUCGUGCCCACCCUGAAGCCCAAGGCGGAGGCAGUGAACGAUGAGGCGGCCGCCGCGGUGGACCAGCUCGCCGCGGCGACCAGGCUCGCCGAGGCCGGCGACGCCUUCGGCGCCCGCGAGAUAUUGGCGCGGCUCAAUUAUCGGCUCCCCGCCGCCCCCACGGCCGGGACGCCACUGCUCCGCUCAGCCUUCUACUUCAAGGAGGCUUUGCGCCUUGCGCUCUCCCCAACUGGCGAGGCCCCCACGCUGCCGGCGUCCACGCCGUACGAUGUGGUCCUCAAGCUCGGCGCGUACAAGGCCUUCUCCGAGGUCUCCCCCGUGCUCCAGUUCGCGCACCUCACCUGCGUGCAGGCGGUGCUCGACGAGCUCGGCAGCGCUAGCUGCAUCCACGUGCUCGACUUCGACAUCGGCAUGGGCGAGCAGUGGGCGUCGCUGAUGCAAGAGCUCGCUCAGCGCCGCCCCGCGACGGCGCUCAAGGUCACUGCAUUGGUGUCGCCGGCGUCGCACCACCCGCUCGAGCUGCAGCUCAUCCACGAGAACCUCUCCGGCUUCGCCGCCGAGCUCGGCGUCCUCUUCCAAUUCGCCAUCUUCAACAUCGACAACCUCGACCCCGCAGAGCUGCUCGCCAUUGCCGGCGGCGACGCCCUCGCAGUCCACCUCCCCGUCGGCUCGGCCCACGUGGCCGCAAUGCCGGCCAUCCUCCGCCUCGUCAAGCGGCUGGGCGCGAAGGUCGUCGUCUCCGUCGACCACGGCUGCGACCGCACGGAACUGCCCUUCGCCGCGCACCUGUUCCAGGCGUUCCAGUCCUGCGUGUCCCUUCUCGACUCCAUCGACGCCGUGGGCACGGACGCCGACACGGUCGCCAAGAUCGGGCGGUUCCUGGUCCAGCCCGGCGUCGAGCAGCGUGUGCUCGGGCGCCACCGCGCGGGCAUGGACAAGCCUCUGCCGUGGCGGACCGUGUUCGCGUUGGCCGGGUUCGUGCCGGUGCAGGCCAGCACCUUCGCCGAGUCGCAGGCCGAGUCGCUCCUCAAGGUGGGGUUCCGCGUCGAGAAGCGCGGCGGCGCGCUCUGCCUCUACUGGCAACGCGGCGAGCUCGUAUCCGUGUCCGCAUGGCGGUGCUGACCACCGGCCACGCCGUCGCCGGCCUCCGGCAACCGUGAAUCUACCAGCCCGGUUUAGCUAGGACUAAUGAUCCUACUACAAGCAAAAAUAUUUUCACUAUUGUCGUUGUAAUGAUCUGAUCUGAUCACCUGCUUAUUAGUGUCCUAAAUUGGAGUACGUUGUCUGUCGCCUGGCUAGCUUGCAGCCGUUCGUUCUGCUCAGUUGAUUAGCAGAGUGGGUUGUGUUUUGCAGGUUGUAAAGGUAGGUGUGGUGCAGUUAACCAAUGCAUUCUACCACCCUUGUUGCUACUCAAUUGCUGUGAAAUCAACGGUUAUGGUUUUUGAAA
Molecule: messenger RNA, 2494 nt
Organism: Phragmites australis (common reed)
Lineage: Eukaryota; Viridiplantae; Streptophyta; Magnoliopsida; Poales; Poaceae
Product: scarecrow-like protein 6
Exons: 1
Coding region: 262-2169 (635 amino acids)
Biological process (GO): regulation of DNA-templated transcription
Cellular component (GO): nucleus
Molecular function (GO): sequence-specific DNA binding; DNA-binding transcription factor activity
Source: RefSeq, a predicted model, not a curated record